Molecule: messenger RNA, 4965 nt
Organism: Drosophila obscura
Lineage: Eukaryota; Metazoa; Arthropoda; Insecta; Diptera; Drosophilidae
Exons: 3
Coding region: 1-4965 (1654 amino acids)
Biological process (GO): DNA integration
Molecular function (GO): zinc ion binding; nucleic acid binding
Source: RefSeq, a predicted model, not a curated record
AUGCCUUCUGGUGGAAAGAAAGUCAGCAAAAAACUAAAGCGUGUAAGCUCGCAGAGUGACGCCAAGCCGCCCAGCUCUUCCGCAGCAGUUACUACACCCACUUCGUCGCGUUCGCCCUCACGCCCGCAAGGUCCGACCACUUCCAAGGUCUGCCACUCCAUAUUCGACACCCUCUUGUGUCCCUCACCAUCCACGUGCACGGUUCCAGGAACAAUGGCCCAAUCUGCCGCCAGCUCUGCACGGUCUAGGUUUGUUUUGGCUACAGGCCGGCUCACUCACUUUGACCAGAAACUUAAUGCUCCUGAUGCCCGCACCCCAACACCCCAACCCAACUCGGAACAGAUCCGAGGCAUGUGGUUGGAGGUCGAAUCGGAGUAUCGAGCCUGUUCUGCACUUCUAGCAACAGAGGAUCCAGAUGGUCAAGUUGAGGUCCAAGACAUAUACGAUGAAUGUUACGCGGUGUACGAGCAAAGUUUAGCUGAACUCAACGACCAUCUCCAGCCCCCAACUGUCAUUCCGACCGCGCAACCAGCCGUCCAGGUGCAAAUGUCCAACGAUUGCCGCCUUCCCCCAUGCGACACGGAGGUUUUCAGUGGAGACUACCAGCAGUGGCCCACGUUCCGAGACCUAUUCACCGCCAUCUACAUAAACAACGCCAGGUUGACUCCGGUGGAGAAAUUAUACCACCUCAACCAGAAAACGAGCGGUGAAGCCCACGACAUAGUUGCACAGGCCCCGCUUACGAAUGAUGGGUUUGAAUCUGCCUGGAACCACCUUCGUGAGCGUUUCCAAAAUAAACGGCUGAUACUCAAGGCCCAGUUGAAGAUCCUUUUCAGCUUGCCUUCCAUCCGAUCUGAAUCUGGAGCCGCCUUAAAGGAGCUCCAGAGGUCUGUCCACAAAUGCAUCACGACCCUUCAGCACUCCGAGGUGUCCACCGACAGCUGCUUUGCAGAUGGCGUGCUGGUGUACCUCAUUACCGCGAAGUUACCAAAGGCGACCGUGGAGCUUUGGGAACAAUCGGUUCCGAAUAAAUUCGAGGUUCCGACUUGGCGCGCCAUGAACAAGUUCUUAGAGGAGAGAUACCUCUCUCUCGAGGCGACCGAGGACGGUCAUCCAGGCAUCGAGCCGCACUACAAUUCCCGUCCAAGCCUUCCCACUCCUGCACAUCGACGAGUGAACUCCUUUGAGGGGAGAAUCUCCAACAAGGCGCGCACUUGCGACCUCUGUUCCAGGAGCUAUCAUCCUGUGCGAUCAUGCCCAGAAUUUCUUCGCCUGACCGUACAGGAACGGUCAAGCUACAUUCAGCAGAAACAACUCUGCUUAAACUGCUUCGCGCGAGGACACCAACUCCGGGACUGCACCAGCGCGUACAACUGCAGUACGUGCAGUGGACGACACCACACCCUCCUUCAUCGGGGCGAGCAGACUCCGAGUGGCUCCAACUGUGCUCCCAGUCCUCACACCACACAAGCCCCUGCCACCAUACAGUCCACUUCCUCUUCUCUUCCUUCGUCCAACGACUCAGCCCAUGUCCAGAGCUAUUGCGCUACAAAUGUACACCAGGUGCUACUGGGCACAGCAAUAGUGGACAUUUGUCAUGCCGGCACAAGAUACAAGGCUAGAGCCCUGAUCGACUCCGGAUCUGAGGCCACCUUUAUUACUGAGCGGAUGUUCAAAAUCAUUCGGCCCCCUUCCAAGCCGUCCAGGCUCAAGUCUCUGAACUACAUGACAGACCUUCCUAAACUCCAUUUAGCGGAUCCCUCCUUUCAUCGCAGCGCGCAGAUAGACGUGCUCAUAGGCGCUGAUAUCCUUCCAUCCAUCCUUUUAAGCGGCUUCCGGUCCAACAUUUGUGGCUCGCUCUUGGGCCAAGAGACUAUCUUCGGAUGGGUCCUAUCCGGUCCUGUCGCAGCUGACUCGUCUCGAAUCAUCUCUUCCUUCACCACGAAGAUCUCGGUCAGCUCUGACGUCCGACUCGAGAAACUUCUCACAAGGUUUUGGGAGGUGGAGGACCUUCCAGGGAGACCUACGAGCGAGUCAGACUCCAUUUGCGAGGAAAAUUUUCUCCAGACCACGCAGCGAGCUCCCGACGGGAGAUACAUCGUCACUCUUCCAUUCAAAUGUCCAGAAAAGAUAGACUUGGGCUACUCGAGGCCUUCGGCCCACGCCCAGUUUCUGAGAAACGAGCAGCGUCUGCAGCGAAACUUGCCUCUCAAGAAGCAGUACGACGAUGUCAUUCACGAGUAUUUAGAGCUAGGCCACAUGAAACAGGUUCCACCUAGUCAUGACUCUGGCCAUUUCUAUCUUCCACACCAUGCCGUUUUCAAGCCAGAAAGCACAACGACCAAGGUGCGCGUGGUCUUCAACGCGUCCAGCCCGUCCUCGAACGGAAGAAGCCUUAAUGACGUAUUGCAUUCAGGGCCAGUCCUUCAGUCCGACUUGACCACGCAAAUCCUUAAGUGGCGCGUAUUCCGUUACGUUUUCAACGCCGACAUCAAUAAGAUGUAUCGGCAGAUCCUCGUGGCGCCACAACACACUCCCUACCAACGGAUAAUCUUUCGCAAUCCUAACGGGGACGUGUGCGACUAUGAACUCGAUACGGUCACCUUCGGAGUCAACUGCGCGCCAUUUCUCGCCAUUCGCGUCCUAAGGCAACUUGCACAUGAAGUGCAUCCAAGUGCAUCGGUUCCCAAUGGCAAGCGACAUCCUGGCCAAUUACAUAUUGCGAAGCUGUUUGAUCCAGCGGGAUGGCUUGCCCCCUUUGUCAUCCAAGCUAAGAUGUUCAUGCAGGAGGUGUGGUUACGAGAGUUAGGUUGGGACGAGGACCUUCCUGGCGAUCUGCCGGCCAUCCAGCAGAUCCACAUACCAAGGUGGAUCCACGUCUGUCCGACUGCCAAGGUGCAGAUUCAUGGCUUCUGCGACGCGUCUCAGCGUGCCUAUGGUGCGGCGAUCUACGUCCGAGUGGAGCGGCCGAAUGGCAUAUUCUGCUCUCUCCUGACAGCUAAGACUCGCGUGGCCCCCGUGAGGACGAUAUCCUUGCCUCGACUUGAGCUGUGCGGAGCGGUUCUUCUGGCAGAAUUGUCCGCUGCCAUCCUUCCACAGAUGCCGCUAGACAGUAGCCAGGUAUCCUUCUGGACCGACUCUACCAUUGUGCUGGCCUGGCUGCACAAACCAGCGUGCGAAUGGACCACGUUCGUGGGCAAUCGAGUCGCCAAGAUAGCGCGCUGCAACUCCGGCGAGCUGUGGAGUCAUGUUCGAUCGGAAGACAAUCCUGCCGACCUAGCCAGCCGAGGUAUAGGACCCAUCGACCUCGCGGGGAACGACAUGUGGUGGCAUGGUCCUGCUUGGCUGCGUCUUCCGCAGUCACAGUGGCCGUGUCCACUGGACCCAUUCCCGGAGACUGACUUGGAGAAGCGAGCAGUCAAGGUGCUGCAUACAAGUAGCACAUCCUCUGACAUCCUCAGCCGAUUCUCGGAUCUCGGGCGAGCUUUGCGCGUGCUUACCUAUGUGCAGCGAUUCAUCCAACGAUGCAGAGGAGGGUCAGUCCACAAUUCCAACGAGGUAAGCGGGGCAGAGAUAGCGGCCGCACUGCAAGCCGUUACCAUCGCAACGCAGGGCAUGCACUAUGCGGACGAACAUCGGUGCCUUACAACCAAACGUCCUCUCCCUGCAUCGAGUUCCCUACGGAAUCUCAAUCCAUUCAUUGACCAGAACGGUGUCAUGCGAGCAUGUGGCCGAGUCCAAGCCUCCGCUUCCAUGUCCUACAACGAGAAACAUCCAAUCCUACUGCCACCCGCAUCCCUCCUCGUUCGCCUGCUGGUGCGCUUCACUCAUCACAUAGUCCUCCAUGGUGGGAACCAGCUGGUCAUUCGCCUUCUCCGUGCAACUUACUGGAUCCCUCGACUACGUCACAUAGUGAAGGCGGUGAUCCAAUCCUGUAAGGUAUGCGUAAUCCAUCGCAAGCGACUCCAGACCCAGUUAAUGGGUGACCUCCCGUCCACAAGAGUCACAUUCUCCAGACCAUUCACAUACACCGGAGUCGACUUUGCCGGUCCCUUCGACGUCAAGAGCUUCAUCGGGCGCGCAUGCCGCAAAACCAAAGGUUAUGUGUGCGUGUUCGUGUGUUUCACCACGAAAGCCAUCCACCUAGAGGCCACUUCCGACCUAUCCACUGACACCUUCCUAGCCGCUUUCGCUCGUUUUGUCGCGAGACGGGGGUGUCCUCACGAGGUCCAAUCCGACAACGGCAGGAAUUUCGUCGGCGCAUCUCGUGCUCUGGCUGUAGAUCUUCUCGAAGCCAUCCGAACGCGGACUUCUGCGGUAUACAGUCAGCAGGGCUUAUCGUGGCGGUUCAUCCCUCCGGGAGCCCCACACAUGGGUGGCCUUUGGGAAGCAGGCGUGAAGAGUUUCAAGACUCUGUUCCAACGGUCGAUGUGUACGGCCAAAUAUACAUUGGAGGAGUUCGCCACCUUACUCUCCAAAAUUGAGGCCUGCCUUAACUCUCGACCGAUCUCUCCUAUGUCCGAGGACCCGAAUGACCCGCUAGCUCUAAGCCCAGGUCACUUCCUGAUCGGCGGGCCGCUACUCUCCGUGGCGGAGCCUGAAAUAAAAGAGAGCGCCUCCUCCAUCCUGAACCGCUGGCAACAUCUCCAGGCUCUAAACCAGCAAUUCUGUUCGCGCUGGAAAACGGAGUACCUACGAGAGUUGCACAAGCGAACCAAAUGGCAGCAUCCAACAAGAGACCUAGAGGUGGGAGACCUCGUUGUUAUCAAGGAGGAUAACAUCCCCUCUCACGAAUGGCGUCUCGGACGGGUACAAAAAACGUACCCUGGGCCCGAUGAUAAGGUCCGUGUGAUAGACCUUAACACUGUCCGAGGCCUUAUCAAAAGACCGAUUACUAAGGUCGUCCUGCUGCCUAUGGAGUCGGAGAUCCAGUCCACCUACUCCCGCGUACUACCCGACCCAUAA